GUUCUCACCGUGUCCCGCAUGGGAAGCCAGACGCUCCUCACGCUGGAGGACCACGAGAGCGCGCACGCCGGGAGGCCCAACAAGUCCGCCAGCACGAUGCAGGUGGAGAUCAAGCUGGCCCGACUCGGCGUGUCCCUCAUCGAGGAGGCGCCUCAGCCCAGGGAGCUCUUUUUCAUCCACCUGGACCUGCUCCGCCUCCAGUGGGAGAACACGUACGACCGAGACCUGCAGCAGCUGAAGCUCCUCAUCUCGGACAUGCAGGUGGACUGCCAGCUCGACAGCCGCACUGGCGCCGCGGCCGCGGCUGACGACGGCGACGGGGACCACGGCGAGAUGCCGCCCGACGGGCCCCCCGCCGUCAUCAUGGUGAACCGCGGGGCCGGCGAGGGCAUGUUCCUGCGCCUGCUCAUCGAGCGCAACGCCACGUCCUCGCGCGACCUGUGCCUCCCGAGGGCCGAGGUUGCGUUCGACUCCCUCGACAUCACCGUGGACGAUGGCUGGCUGGAGCCGCUGGUGCAGUGGGUCACGCAGUGCCAGUCGGGUGGCACGGGGCCUGCCGUGCCGUACCAGGUCAUCCAGGAGACCGCGGGGGUAGCCAUGACCAAGAACUUCGCCCCCCCCGAGCUGCCGUCCGUCGUGAACGUCGAGGCGCGUACCGCGUA
This is a messenger RNA of Prorocentrum cordatum, 662 nucleotides long. The record is from the annotation of a GenBank genome assembly. Lineage: Eukaryota; Dinophyceae; Prorocentrales; Prorocentraceae.